Neospora caninum is the source of this 2418-nucleotide messenger RNA. RefSeq lists its product as hypothetical. The coding region runs from base 1 to 2418 and encodes 805 amino acids. Lineage: Eukaryota; Apicomplexa; Conoidasida; Eucoccidiorida; Sarcocystidae. The transcript has 12 exons. The record is from RefSeq and is a predicted model, not a curated record.
AUGGCCGAGACCGCUCCGUACUACCGGGACUUGACUCGGGAGCACGCCCCGCAGCCUCACCGGCCCCAGCAGCCUUCCCCUGCUCCGCCGGCUUCUUCCUCACAAGUAGCUGUCUAUGGCGGGUCUCCACAGCAUCCCUCGGAAAUGUUUUGGAUGCGAAAUCCCCAGCCGUUUCUCCCGUCGAGAAACGCUGACGACGGCCCAGAGCCCCUCCUGGCCGGCCCUGCGUCCUUCGCCGUGGAAGCCGGUCGACAGCCGCCUUCCACCUACUCGAGCGCGUACCUCAACAGCAUGUACAGGCCUCCCAUCCUGUCUGAUCAAGGCACGGUCUUCCCUCCGCCGCUUCUCGGUCUCCAUCCGGCGCCCCCGUCUCUUCCGUCUCCCGGGGAAGUCUCGAUGACUGCCCUCGGCCUGCAGACGGGCGAACAGGCAGGUGACCAGAACGGUGCAGAGCGUGCAGGAGCGAAGAACGGUUUGUGGACUCCGACCUCGUCGCCCUACCACGUGACUGCGCCGUCACUCCCGUUCUCGCCCUUCAGCAUCGGCGGGCCGGGCAAGCGAGAUCGCGUCCGUCCCGGCGUGCAUGAGCCGCUCACGUCUUCGUGUCCCCUCUGCUGCGGGCGGCCUGGAACUUCGUCUUCCUUCCUUGGCGGCGAGGAUUCGUCGUCGACCUUCAUGGGCUGCUACUGCUCCGCGCACGCUGGCCAGUCGGGCGGCGCGGCGACGGCCUGGUCGCGGGUGGCGUCUCUCCUGCUCUUCUUGCUCGACCGCGUCCGAAGGUCUGUCUCCGCUUGUAGCCGGGUUCUGGGGUCCUCGGCGGGGCCCAGACGCUGCCACGCUUCCAGCGCGUCGGUGUUUCUCCGGAUUGGACUCGCGGCAGCCGUGGCUCUGGGUGUCCUCCUGUUCGUCGUCCGCAUGCACACGGCACACCGCAGCGGAGAGCGGAGCAAAGCGCACCGAACGGUUCACCCUGGACUCAGCGUGGAGGAACGCUCCAUCUGGGACACUUCCAGUGUCCCCCACCUCCUGUCUCAGAGAGAUGCACAACCGUUCGGAGGCUCAGACUCCGACACAAAUUUCCUCCCAGGCGCAGAGGAAACAGACGGAGACGAGACAGACGGAGAAGAGAAUUUGCUGCUGGCGGGGGCUUCAACGAGGCUCGUGCACCCCGGUGUCGGUGUGCGAGGAAAGGACGCAUGCCGGGGAAGUGACUACAUCUCUCACACGCUCCGCCUUGCUCACGAACAGUCCUUCUUCUCGCUUUUCUCCAACACCCACGGCAUGUCUAAAUACGAAGCGAGUGACGUGGUUGGCGUAAACGGCAGCUUGUACACAGUUUUCGAUUCUUCGUAUGCGAUUGGCCACACGAAAUAUACGCUCCACCCCUUCGAUGAAGAGAACUACCUCAUCGGCAGUCCAAAGCGCACAGGAGAUGACGAUUCUCAGUGGGAGGGUAUCACCUACGACGAGGUGACGAAGCACUUUUUUGUUGUUCGCGAAGCGAUUGUUGUGGACGCACAUGCGCCGUGGAAACCGAAGGGCGCCGACGCCUCGCCCUCAGAGGCAGCGAAGGAAACUCCCGAAGCGGCGGCUCAGGACAGCAAAGGCGGCAAACGCAAGGGCUCGAAGAAAGCAAAGAAGCAGAAGGAAGACGCAGGACACGAGCAAGGCGAACAGCCAGACACCAGGGAAGAGAAAGCGACAGCCGCAAAACCAGGACACUACCAUGCGGUAAUCGAGGAAAUCGAGGUCAAGGGGAAAAACUACACUGUCGUUCAAGCCUGUCGGACGGAAUUCAGCUUCUCGUCGGAAAACAAAGGCUUCGAGGGAGUAGUCAGCCUCCGCAAUACCAACGGCACCUUCUACCUUCUCGGCUUGUGUGAAGGCAACUACUGCAAGGGAGGCGCCAAGGGCCGAAAGCGGGGCAAUGGGCGGCUGGUGCUGAUGGAGAAGGUCGAAGGCGCGGAGCCGGGAGAGCAUUGCCUGUGGAAAACGGUCAAAAUUCUUCAUCUUCCCCGAGAAAUCGCCUUCACUGACUACUCGUCCAUUGCAAUUCGGGGCAAUCAUGUGGCCAUCACCUCUCAAGAAGACGCAGUCGUCUGGGUCGGGAAAUUCAACAUGCCAGAAGAUAAGCCCGAACAUUCAGAUGGAGGCGCAGCUUCGGAGGCAAACAUCGACACGCCUACGAUGCUCUUCACAGACCCGAUGGCUCUUGAGGUCGCCUCAGGUGGCAAGGUACUGAAUUUUCCUCGAGAUGAACAGUGCAAUAUCAUCUACUGUAACAUUGAAGGAAUUGCCUUCGCUGGCAGAUUGCUUGUGACGGUUGCCGACAAGGUGAAGGCCUGGCAAGAUCCUCGGUGCAUGGCAACGGACCAGCGGGUGCAUGCGUUCGCCUUACCGCCCAACUUCAAAUACUGA